This is a messenger RNA of Beta vulgaris subsp. vulgaris (sugar beet), 2333 nucleotides long. RefSeq names its product LEAF RUST 10 DISEASE-RESISTANCE LOCUS RECEPTOR-LIKE PROTEIN KINASE-like 2.1. Gene Ontology annotation, molecular function: ATP binding; polysaccharide binding; protein kinase activity. Gene Ontology annotation, biological process: protein phosphorylation. The coding region runs from base 195 to 2090 and encodes 631 amino acids. NCBI's taxonomy places the organism in Eukaryota, Viridiplantae, Streptophyta, Magnoliopsida, Caryophyllales, Amaranthaceae. The transcript has 3 exons. The record is from RefSeq and is a predicted model, not a curated record.
UCCUCAAACUUCAAGGACAAUUAAAACCUUUGUUACAAACUUCUGACUUCAUUUGAGAAAAUGCUUCAUGGUUACUUGGUAAUUUCAUUUAUUAGUCUCAAGGGUCAUCUUUGAAAAUUAUAACUCUCCUUGAAUAAGCUCAAAGAAGACUAAAAAAAAGAACCAAACUUUGUAACCUUCUUUAAAACUCUGAAAUGAAGAUGAAGCUCUCUGUUCAAUCUUCUUUCUUGAUCAUCUUCCUUUUGAUUCAACUCCUUAGAUUCAUCAAGGCUGAUGAUGAAUACGAAGAUUGCUCAGGGCAGUUUCUGUGUGGAAAUAUAAGCAUAAGCUACCCUUUCUAUGACGUCGUAAACCGCCCAGAACACUGUGGCUAUCCUGGCUUUAGAGUCAAUUGCAGCGGUGAAUAUGGCUAUCCAGAGAUAUCAUCAGUUUCAACAUCGUCACGGAGAUACCUUCUUCUGCAGAUGGAUGCAAAUCUAAAUAAUAUCUCUGUUUUUCAAGAAAAUUUAUGGGACGGUCCCUGUUCUAAGAUCUUGUAUAAUACCACCUUAAACACAACCCUUUUUAACUUCGUACAUACAGUUGAGAACAUUACUCUAUACUACGAAUGUUCUGCACCUUCUGCUCCUAUAGGCAGCCUAACUGCGUUUACUUGUUCCAAUAGUAAUCCUAGAAAUUACUUUCUAACUCCUUCAGAGGCCCACUAUCGAAAUAGCCUACUGGGUAUAUGCAACAAUAAUACAUAUGUUCCACUUAGCCAAUCUUCCAUUGCCAAUAUAAGAGAUCCACUGACCUUACAGAGUGCUUUGCGCAAUGGUUUCGAGUUAAACUGGACUGCAAACUAUAGUUUAUGUGUUGAAUGCCGUGCAUCAGGUGGCCAGUGUGGGUAUAAUACUACUACGGAUAGUUUUACUUGCUAUUGUUCUGAUAGAGUUCAUGGUUCCACAUGCAAUGUUAAUGGACGAGUCACUCUAAAAAGGUCCACGAUUGUGAUACUAGCUUCUAUAUCAGGAACAGGCAUAUGCCUGCUAAUUGUUCUAAUUUUCUAUUUCAAAAGAAAACACCCACUUGAGAAAAGGCAAGAUGUUGAGGCUUUCCUGAAAAGUUAUGGAUCCCCUGGUCCAAAGAGGUACACCUACACAAAUUUGAAGAGGAUCACAAAUUCCUUCAAGGACAAGCUAGGUGAAGGCGGCUAUGGUGUUGUGUACAAAGGAAUACUACAUAAUGACCAUUUGGUGGCAGUGAAAAUUUUAAAGAAAUCACAAGGAGAUAUGAAGGAAUUCAUCAACGAAGUUGCAAGUAUAGGAAAAACCAACCAUGUAAACAUUGUCAAACUCCUAGGUUUCUGUUAUAAGGGUCAGAAACGCGCUCUUGUAUAUGAUUACAUGCCUAAUGGAUCUCUUGAGAAGUUCACAUAUGGGGGGCAAAAAAACCAUGAACCACUCUCAUGGGAAAAAUUAUUCGACAUUGCAGUUGGGAUCGCGAGAGGUCUGGAAUACUUGCACCAAGGAUGCAACACGAGGAUUUUGCACUUCGACAUUAAGCCCCAAAAUAUACUAUUAGAUGAAAACUUUUGCCCAAAGAUAUCUGAUUUUGGUCUUGCUAAGUCUUGCACAAAGAAAGACAGUAUUAUAUCAAUGUCCGAAGCUAGAGGAACUAUUGGGUACAUUGCUCCAGAGGUAUUUCUCAAGAAUUUUGGUGGGGUCUCCCAUAAAUCCGAUGUUUAUAGCUACGGAAUGUUGGUUCUAGAAAUGGUUGGCUGCAGAUACAAUGCUGAUGCUAAAGUGGAAUGUAGUACUGACCAGUAUUUUCCUGAUUGGAUAUACAAGCAACUUGAACAAGUAGAGGAGCUUGACCAUCAAGGGAUCACAAAUAGUGAGGAAGGAUCACUUAGGAGGAAGAUGGUUUUAGUGAGCUUAUGGUGCAUACAAACCAGCCCAUCAAGCCGACCAGCUAUGACGCGGGUGGUGGAAAUGCUUGAAGGAACGUUCGAAACACUACAAAUUCCACCUAUGCCCUCUCUUGCUUCUCCUUUGAGAUCACAGCAAAAUACUUCAACUAUGCCCACAAUUUCAAUAGAUAAUCUUUAGAGCAAUAAUACAUUUAAGAAUGUUCCUAUUACAUGCUUUUGUUUUAUUUUUUUGGUGCAAUGCUCCUGUACAUUUUUUUUGGGGUGCGAUGUUACCACACAUAUAAAAAAAUGUUCCCAUACAUGUUCAGAUGUUCUUAAUGUAAUAAUGUAUAUUCAGCUUUUCUGCUAAGUGCAGAAGAUAGCCAGCAGAUAACAUCUUUAUGUAUCAAGUUCUAGAUUCCAGAAAGUUCUGCAUGGAGCA